AACACCAUAAAGAACAUGUACAAAGAAGUCAAACAACCACUUAACACUGAAAACCCGAAAUCCCAGAAAAUCUCAUCAGAUUUUCCCUCGAAAAUAUCGGUGAUGGAAGAUUCGCGGGAAAUACUGCUGAAGUCGUUGGAGAAUUCCGGCGUCUGCCUCCCGGACGACGUGUCGUCUGUCAAGGACCUGACGCCGGCGACCUUGGUCUCGAUCUGCGCCCAGUCUCUCAACCUCAUCGGCAGGACCGCGCCGUUUCCCACCUCCCUCCCCGACUCCUCCGUCGGCGACCAGUUCAAGCUCUGUACCGACAUCGCUUCCGGGAUCAAGAGCCUCGGUUACCUCGCGGACCUCAGCUUCCAUCAGUUCUUGUAUCCGUCUGAAGAGGACUCAUACAAGUUAAUAAGAUUCUUGGUGGAGAGGCUUUCAGAUUUGUCUGAAGUUGGUGAAAAAGCUGGUCCCAAGGGUGUCAGCGAUAAAAGGGAAGUGAAAGAAGAUGGCUUUCAAAGCAGUUUGGAGGACCACAAAACUCGUGAUGAGGGACCAGAUCUUAGUCAUGAAAAAUCUCGAACCAAAUUGGACAAAGUCACAUUGAUCGGUGAAGUGCCUGAAAUCGCUGUCAAUGAUGUGUGUAGCUCUAGCAUGGAAGGAUUCAACAAGGACAGACGAACUAAUGUAUUUAGCGGGAAUCAUUCGACUGAAAAAGUGCAAAAUCAGGAGCAACUGCUCAUGGAGGAGGUUAAAGCAAAAACUUCAGAACUAGAACACCUUGAAGAAGAGUUGAAAUUGUUAAAAGAAGCAGCAGAUAUGGCAUUUGAUGUCCAUCAUUCUGUUGAAUUUCACCUUGAGAAACUUAAUGAGCAAGUAGAUGUUCGAAAGCAUCACCUUGGGGAGUUGAUAUCACAGUGCAGGGAAGCAGUCAGAAAGCCUUUGGAAGAGAAAAUGAAAAGUCUUCAGGAGUCUGUAUAUGCAAACAACCCAUACGCUCAGGAAAAGCUCCAAAAGCUGAAAGAUUAUGAACUGGAAAAAGAAUCCAUCUUAUCUGAAAUUCGGAAAAGGGAGGAGGAAAUUUCUAAACUGUCUACGGAUCUAGAGAAGCAGCCUAAACUGUCAUCAAGAAGGUCCUACAUUGAAAGGGUAAAGGAGAUCACCAAGAACAGUCGGAAGCAAGAAGCUGACAUAGAGCAGAUCUUAAAAGACACCAGGGAGCUUCAGUUAGAGAGUAAUUCUAUUCAAGAACGUCUUCAUCGAACGUAUGCUGUUGUAGAUGAAAUGGUGUUCAGAGAAGCAAAGAAAGAUGCAGUUGGGAGGCAGGCUUAUAGGCUUCUCACUAGCAUCCACGAGAGCUUCGAACAAAUUCGUGAGAAAAUCCUGGCAACCGAUAGAACCCGACGAGAAGUGGGUGAGCAUGAGAAGAAGCUAGCAGCCAUGGCUUCGCGAAGCUUAAAUGUAGACAAACUACAAGCCGAUCUCGAUGCCAUUAGGAGGGAAAAUGAGUACGUAGAGAAAUGUCUGAGAGGAUAAAUAAGUGCACUCUUUGUAACUAUAAUCCUUUCUUUCAGUUUUGAAUUUAUACACAGUAAUUACUUGAUUGUAUUCAUUUAUUAAGAGGAAGCAUUGAAAUA
Molecule: messenger RNA, 1622 nt
Organism: Pyrus x bretschneideri (Chinese white pear)
Lineage: Eukaryota; Viridiplantae; Streptophyta; Magnoliopsida; Rosales; Rosaceae
Product: coiled-coil domain-containing protein 22
Exons: 5
Coding region: 16-1521 (501 amino acids)
Biological process (GO): positive regulation of ubiquitin-dependent protein catabolic process
Molecular function (GO): cullin family protein binding
Source: RefSeq, a predicted model, not a curated record